CAUAAUUUAAUAUUAUAGACAGUAUAUAAAUAUCAUUAAAAAUUAAUGCUUUCAAGAAAGGUUUCUUAUUAAUAAAAUCCUGAUACUUCAGUAGUACCUAAUGAAUUUCUUGAUUCCCUUCCUACAAAUAAAUAAAUAAAAAAUUUUGUGAUUUCACGUAUUUCUCCAUUAAAAAGUAGAUUAAAAACUCAUUCUGUUAAUGAUUUAAGCCUUAACAAUGAUCUAAGUAUAGGUGAUUUACAGUAGAUUUAUCAGGUAGAAAAAUAAAGUAAUUAAUUGCAGGUCUCUCACAAUAGAGCAGAAUAUAAUAGUUAGUUAGAUAUCUUAAAUAGCUUAAAACAUCACCGGAAGGUUUCAUCGAAUUAAUUUGCGUUACCUAAAAUUGAAGAAAGAAAAAAUUCAAGGAUAAUGUAUUUAGAGGCAUAUUCUGAUGAGAAUAAAAUGUAAAAGGGCAAAGAAAAGCAAAAGAGAUCUGUUAGUUUAUCUAAAAAUAGAGAGAAAACUCAAUAAAAUGAAAAUUAAAUUGAUUUAAACAAAAGAAAAAGCAUUUAAACUGAAAUUAAUAAUGUCGAAUUAGAUAAUUGGAAGGUGUAAAACUAGUAAAAAAGCACUAAGAUUACUAAUUUAAAAACGUUGAGCCCAAAAAUUUAAAAAAAGACACCAAACUAAGAGGAAUUCUAAGAAUAACUCAAGAAGUAAGUCAAAUUUUUUAAGAGAAAAUAAGAGCUUGAUGGAUAAAUAUUUGAGUAAGUAGAAUUAUUUUAAAGACAGUUAGAAUAAGACAAAGAUAUAGAAAAAAUACUAUUCGAUACUUACGAAAAAGAAAAUAAAGACAACUAAGAAAGAAAAUAAAAAAUCUAGCAGUAAAAUAAAUAAACUUCUUUUGUAAUUAAACAACAAAUAUAAGAAAAGGCUUUAAAAAAUAAGGAGUAGUUUGAGAAGUUGAAAUUAGAAAACAACUAAAUCUCUCAAUAAAAACAAGAUGAAGAUAAAAAAAAUAAUUUAAUACUAAUAUAAAAAAAGAAAGAAUUGUAAAAUCAUUACAAAGAGUUAGCUAAAUAAAUUUUAAUUAAAUAAAAAUCAAAUCAACAAAGUGAAGUCCCUAUAAGUAAGCCAAAAGAGCAAAGUUUUAAUGACAGAAUUUGCAGCUAAGAUUAAUCUAGGAUUUAAAAUAGAUAGGAAAAUUCCAAAAGUAUUUAAGGUUUUCUAAAGAAAUAGCAAAGAGAUUAAAAAGAACACAUGUUUCUAGAGUAUAAAAAUAUGUAUGAUAUUUGA
Molecule: messenger RNA, 1275 nt
Organism: Tetrahymena thermophila SB210
Lineage: Eukaryota; Ciliophora; Oligohymenophorea; Hymenostomatida; Tetrahymenidae
Exons: 2
Source: RefSeq, a predicted model, not a curated record